Messenger RNA from Quercus robur (English oak), 2031 nucleotides. RefSeq names its product lysine-specific demethylase JMJ31. Lineage: Eukaryota; Viridiplantae; Streptophyta; Magnoliopsida; Fagales; Fagaceae. Gene Ontology annotation, molecular function: 2-oxoglutarate-dependent dioxygenase activity. The transcript is spliced from 15 exons. Bases 19 to 1674 code for a protein of 551 amino acids. The record is from RefSeq and is a predicted model, not a curated record.
ACAACACUAAUCGGAGCAAUGUCCGUACAACUAGAUAGCACCGGAGAAAACAUGGACGAGUCCCUUCGAAUCCAAAGAUUCGAACAAAUUCCUUCGUCGUUAGAGUUCGAGUCUCUGAUCCAAUCCACAAACGUUCCCGCUGUGUUUACUGGAUGCGUUAAGGACUGGAAAGCUUUUUCCAAGUGGAAUCCAUCUAAUGGCGGCCUUGACUAUUUGCAGGAACGAGUAGGGUCUGGUAUUGUGGAGGCCAUGCUCUCAAAAUCAGCGCCUGUCUUUUAUGGUGACCUUAGAAGUCAUGAGAGGGUUCCAUUACCAUUUUCUACCUUCAUUGGUUAUUGUAAGCAACGAAUGCAAAACAGAGAUUUUGGUUGUGCCAAUUCUGAAUUGGAAAGUCAUGGCCUAAUUGGGAGUGAUGUAGAGCAUGCAGAAGAUGCUCCUGAACAAAUCUAUUUAGCACAGACACCAAUUAUGAAUGCUGAUAAUGAAGAGAAGGUUCAGUUGGAAACUUUGAGGGAAGAUAUUGAAACGCCUGCAUUUUUGGAGAGGAAAGCACUAGCAUCUAUCAACUUGUGGAUGAACAAUGCUCAAGCUAGAUCAAGUACUCACUAUGAUCCACACCAUAACCUUUUGUGUGUAGUUGCUGGCUGCAAACAAGUUGUCUUAUGGCCUCCUUCUGCUACUCCAGUGUUAUACCCAUUGCCAAUAUAUGGUGAGGCCUCAAAUCAUAGUUCUGUUGCUUUAGAAAACCCUGAUUUUUCAACUUAUCCAAGAGCAAAAUGCGCAAUGGAGCACUCGCAGAAGGUUGUUCUUCAUGCAGGUGAUGCACUUUUCAUUCCUGAAGGCUGGUUCCACCAAGUAGACAGUGAUGAUUUGACCAUUGCUAUUAACUUUUGGUGGCGAUCCAACAUGAUGUCUUCCAUGGAAGAGCACAUGGAUGCAUAUUAUUUGCGCAGAAUAUUGAAAAGAUUGACAGAUAAAGAAAUGGACCAAGUGCUACAUAAGACCUCUUCUACUAUAAUGGGGGACAUGAAGAGGCAUAUAUGUGAGCUGCCUAGUAAUGGAAAAGCAGAUCAUCGUGGCAAUGAUUUGGAUCAGGCUUGUGAGGAAGCAGAUUCAAAAGAAAAAGAAGUGCAGCAGAAGAAUCUGUUGCAGGACCUGGAACCCAUUGCUCUCCAGGUGCUUCAUGAAAUCGUUUCUCUGGUUCAUGACUAUAUUAACAUUUCUGAUCACAGUCAACUACUGCAAUCGACUUUGAUAGAUGAUUCUGCUGCUAGAGUGAAAGGUGAAUGCAAGAAAUUUGUGCCAGCUAAUUUAUUUCACUUGGAAGAUGAUCCAGUUGCUAAAAUUCUUUGGAGCCUUCAACCAAGUACCCUGCAACAUGUAUUUUUAGCUAUGGCGUACAAUUUCCCAAGAACUUUGGAGGCUUUGAUCCUUCAUUUGCUUUCACCAGUGGGGGCAGAAGUCCUUACACGGAAAUUUGAUGAGAUGGAUCAACAGAUCACUGAGGAAGAUAGGAACAAGUUCUACCAGGUUUUCUAUGGUGCAUUUGAUGAUCAAUUUAGUGCAAUGGAUGCAAUUCUGAAUGGAAAAGAGUCAUUUGCACUCCAGGCAUUCAAUAAUGUUUUGAAUAAAUACGUGGGAGUAAACUUGGACGGACCUAAACCAGGGUUUUAAUGACACUUUGGAACAACUGGUCCCUGCAGUAUCUCUAGAGAGAAAAGUACACAUUCAUGUUCACAGCAGAAACUUUUUCCCCAGUUGGUGCCUUCAUGUCAGCCAUCCACAAUUUUGUAUAUUAGGAAUAAUUACUUUGAACAGUUUUGUUGUGUAUAUCACUAUCACUAUUUCAUGCAACAGUUCUAUGCAAUGCCCCUUUCACAUAUAAUGAGACUGAUGGAUGUAGGUCCCAUUCAUAAGAGGACCAUUACAUAUACAUGUUACCAUAAUUUCUUGUGUAUCUCAGCUUUGUACAUGCUGGCUGAUCUGUGUUAUUUGACUUGCAAUGCAACUCUGAAUUGUUUCCUUAUUUAA